Topomyia yanbarensis is the source of this 2339-nucleotide messenger RNA. Its product is annotated as major facilitator superfamily domain-containing protein 8-like. Gene Ontology annotation, cellular component: lysosomal membrane. Bases 264 to 1973 code for a protein of 569 amino acids. NCBI's taxonomy places the organism in Eukaryota, Metazoa, Arthropoda, Insecta, Diptera, Culicidae. Gene Ontology annotation, biological process: transmembrane transport. Gene Ontology annotation, molecular function: transmembrane transporter activity. The transcript has 6 exons. The record is from RefSeq and is a predicted model, not a curated record.
GUUUUCUCUCUUCACACCGACACCAGAGCCGUCGCUCAUCGUUUCGUAUCAGUUGCGCUGGUAGUGCUGAGUUGUACAGUAGAUUCUGUCACGUUCACGAUGACGAAGAUAAUUUAAUCGCAAAGCAGCAACACCAAAUGAAAUCUUCCGUAGGCUUAGAUUGCUCAGUAAUGAUUAAAAUAAGAUAAACUCAGUGCUACCCUGAGUUACAGAGGGAGAACAAAAGUGAAGAGUAGUUAUUUUUAGUGGUAGACGAAAUCACAAUGGACUUCCUGAAGCGAUGCCUGAUCAAACGGCCGACACCGGAAGAUUUGGCCGAUGGACUGGAGACAGCAGCGGAGUAUACAGCUCGAUGGAACUCUAUUCGGAUCAUCUACUACACGAUGUUCUUGAUCUCCCUCGGGUUUAGUAUUAUUUUGACCGGUGUUUGGCCCUAUCUGGACAAGCUAGAUCCCGACGCAGGUAAAGGGUUCAUGGGUUGGAUCGUUAGUGCCAACCCAGUGGGGCAGAUGAUCUUCAGUCCGCUAGUUGGUCUGUGGAGUAAUAAGCUAGGCUCAAUCCGAUUGCCACUAUUGUUUUCAUUAGCGUUAUUCUCGAUUGCCAGUGGAUUGUACUCUACCCUGGAGCUAUUCACAUCGCAUCAAAAGUAUUGGAUGCUGUAUUCACGCUUCUUGAUCGGAGUUAGUUCUUCCAGUAUUGCUGUGUGUCGAUCGUAUUUAUCGGCAGCUACUAAAUUAAAAGAGCGUACAGGAGCGGUAUCGAUGGUUUCCCUGGCACAGACCUUAGGGUUUAUAGUUGGACCUGCGCUACAGGGAGUAGUUACACCGCUCGGUGAUCGUGGAUACCCACUGUUGAAGAAUACUUUACAUCUCAACAUGUACACCGCUACCGGAUGGAUCAACGUGCUGAUGGGUAUCAUGAACUUUUGCCUCUUUCUACCAUGUAUAUUCAAAGAAAGACGUAUCGCUGCUAGAGAAGCAAUGGUUAAACAGGGCGUAGAAAGUGAGAAGGAAACCUGGAAAGCUAUCAAACCCGAUUAUGUAUCUGCGUGGUCAUUAAUUCUGGCCUUCUUCAUACUUGUGUUCAAUUUCGUGUUCUUAGAAACAUUAGCGACCCCACUUACCAUGGACAUGUUUGCGUGGACCAAAGCAGAAGCUUUGUAUUACAUGGCUUGGGUUAUGGCCGUGGGGGCGAUUGUGGCCAGUGCUACCUUCGUUCUCAUAGGACCAUUGUGUAAAAAGUUCCCCGAGCCUAGUGUUUUGCUCUGGGGAGGGUUCUUUCUGAUGGUUCUUGGUCGCGCAGUGUACAUACCGAUGGGUGAUAGUCCUCCAAAGCUGGCGAUUCUCAAAAACGAGACGUUAGCCCUGGAAAUGCAUGCUGAAUCGAGUAUUUAUAGUUCUAAUUUUACGGAGGUGUUUUCGAACCUAACACGCGUUGAUUUCGAGAUCAAUCCCGCUAGUGCAGAAGAUGCAUUGACAGAAACGGAUCUGUUGGGCUGUCCCCCUACCCAGGAGUGGUGUAAAACAACGAAGGGAAUGACAAUCACACAGUUUUUAGUGGGAUAUGCCUUCACGGCGGUCGGCUACCCUAUUGGAGUGACGCUGAUUACAACCAUCUUCUCGAAGAUUCUUGGACCAAGGCCACAGGGAACGUGGAUGGGACUUAUGACAGGGUCGGGGUGCUUGUCUCGAGCAAUGGGACCGGUGUUUUUGUCCACGAUUUACACCAAAUUGGGACUGUAUUGGACGUUUGGUUCUACGGCUGUUAUGAUGGCAGGGACCAUGUUAUGGUUGUGGUUCGUACGAGAACGAUUAACGCCAUCGAACUAUGAAAAUCCAAUGUCUGGCCAGGAGCUGCUUACUUUAAACAGAAAUAAGGAUCCAGAAAAGGCGGAUCCCACCGAAAUGGAGAAGUUAAACAGCAAUAGAAUGCACGGGGAUGGCAAAUCGUCUGCUGUCGACAAUCACAGUUGAGUCUGAUAUUUUAGAUUGUGUAAUAGUAAAUUUAAGUGUUUGAAAUAUUACUUAUAUGUAUGGAUUUACACUACAAUAUGCUCAAAUUGUAUGUAAGUCUACACGCUGAAUGUUAUUGACGACGAAACAGGUAACAUAAGAAAAUGUGAUACUUAUACGAGUAUUUCGGAGAAGUAAAUUAUUUUACAAUUUUGUACGUAAACUUACCUACCUGUUCAUAGAUGAAUGUACAAUUUUACUAUCGAAAUUUUUAAACUGCCCGCAAUACAGGGUUGAGUCGAAAGAUAGAAACGUUUGCUUUCUAAUUGUGGCUUUCCAAAUAUUUACGUGAAAAAGUGGAUAAUAAAUAGUUUUUGCGAAAUUCGA